AUUCUAGUAUGGCACGGGCCCACUCACGUAGCGGACGCCCGGCACUAACACAGGCGAAGGCGGCGCGCGCACGCUGCUCGCUUACAAAACAAAAAUAAACUUAACAAAAACAAGUGAAGCACCGGACUGUUCCGAGUUUCGGACUAUGUGAAACCGUGAGACUGUGUUAUAGUGGACCUGUGUAUAACCCUGUUGGAUAUUUCUGACAUUUCGCACAAAGGUGUUCGGAGUGGAGCGAAAGUGCAAGUUUUAUGUAAGAGCUGAUAACUGCAAUAGCUUUCGUAAUUGUUGCGUGAUAACAUUUAAGUAAACCCACUGGUUUACUACUGGCUCUCAAAGGAUGAGGAGUAAGCAACGAUGCUGGGAUCGCUGCUUUGGCCCCAACAUAGACAAACCAGCAGGAUGACCUUCGGCGUGUUUCUGGUCUUAGCAUGCGCCGUUUGGGGCGCACUGGGUGGCGAACCCGUCUUCGACCCGAGCACACUGAUGCGGCUGGUGCUAGUCCCAGCAGACGCCGCCGUGGGCUCUGUCAUCUACCGCGUGCGCGCUUCUGACCCAGACUUUGAUUAUCCUCUUCACUUUGAACUCAUUGGUCAAAUGGGUCGCCUAGACAUCGGCAUAGAAUCGCUUCCUUGCACGCGAUACAACUCAGUAUGCCAAGCCAACGUUCUUCUCCUUCGAAGACUGGAGCCAGGCCGCUACGUGGACUUCAGGCUAUCAGUCAGGAACACCAGGGGACGAAGCUCGAGGAUCGCCUGCUCUAUAACAGCUACCAACGCCACUACACCAAGAGACACGAUCUUCCCACACCAACCUGCGAUCGUUUUGGUGCAAGAGGAUGCGAAGCGAGGAACGGAUCUUGAAAUUGUAAUAGCAAGAAAGAAUCCCCUAUCACCAAAGCCUCUGGAAUUAGAACUCUGGGGUUCGCCGCUCUUUGCUAUUCGCCAACGUCGUGUGUCCACGGAAAAUACUGAAGGCACGAUCUUCCUCGUGGGACCGUUAGAUUUCGAAGCUCAGUCUAUGUAUCACUUGACACUAUUAGCUGUGGAUCCAUACGUAGAAGUAGGCAAGGACACCCGGAACAUCGCAGGAAUCGAAGUGGUGGUCGUAGUCCAAGAUGUUCAAGACAUGCCUCCUGUAUUCACAUCAGCGCCCCCCGUCACGCAUCUGCCCCGUCAAGUGGCACCUAGAGAUGUAGUAGUGAAGGUGCGAGCUGAGGAUGGAGAUAAGGGAGCACCACGGCAGAUCAGAUAUGGAUUAGUAUCUGAAGGAAAUCCUUUCACGCCGUUCUUCAACAUCAACGAAACUACUGGUGAGGUGACACUUGAGCGACCAUUAGAAGAAAUUGCAGCCAUCUCACAUGCUGGCACACCAAUCCUGUUGACAGUCGUAGCUGAGGAGGUCAGGUUGUCUAGAGAAGAGCCAGAAGCCAUGUCGUCAACCGUCCAGCUGGCUUUUAUACUUCCUGAAAGAGAAAACUCGCCGCCUUACUUCGAAAAUGAGUUUUACAUCACCUACCUUGAUGAGAACGCACCUCAAGGAACAGCGCUCACGUUUAACGACCCUUACAUUCCCCAAGUAAACGAUAAUGAUGCAGGCAAGAACGGUGUUUUUGCACUCUCUCUGCUUGGCAACAAUGGAACUUUCGAGAUAUCCCCUACAGUAGCUGAGAGGCAUGCCCAGUUCAUCAUUAAAGUACGGGAUAAUACCAUACUAGAUUAUGAGGCGAGGAAGUCUGUUAUAUUUCAGAUUUUAGCUCAAGAACUCGGUCCAGCGACGAAUCUGUCAACGAUAGUCAAUGUUACCGUCUACUUGAACGAUGUCAACGAUAAUCCGCCAGUAUUUUUGGCUCAGUCAUAUGACAUUGAACUCCCAGAGAACGUCACAGCGGGUACUAGAGUCGUACAAGUAGCAGCCGAUGACGUAGAUACGGGAGCUUUUGGGAAGGUCCAAUUCACUGCCAUAUUAGGAUAUCUGAACACAUCCUUACACUUAGACCCCUUGUCGGGGAUAAUAACCGUUGCAACAAACAAUCACGGCUUUGAUCGUGAAGCCAUGCCAGAUUUGCAUUUCUUAGUAGAGGCUAGAGAUAACGACGGAAUAGGUUUAAGAGUAACAGUGCCAUUAAUUAUUAAGUUGUUAGAUGUAAACGAUAACCCACCAGAGUUUGAGAGGUCGUUAUACGAAUUUGUACUGUCACCGAGUUUGAACAACUUCACAUCAUCGGCGUAUGUCAAGGCAAUUGAUAAGGACGCUGAGCCACCAAAUAAUGUAGUCAGAUAUGAAAUUGUACAAGGCAACAACGAAGCGAAGUUCGCUGUUAAUGAGGAAACAGGUGAACUAUAUCUUCUAGAAACGCUUAAACGAACAAAGAAACAAAACGUUCACAGACGAAAACGUCAAUUCGAUACUAGUGAACAAGAAAGUGAAGUCUAUGUUCUCACAAUAAGAGCCUACGAUCUUGGUGUUCCCAGAUUAUACUCUACAACUAUUGUGAAGAUUUAUCCACCUGAGAGCAAAACAAGAACAAUGUCGUUCAUAGUUCCCGGUGCUAACCCUGACAGAAGAAAACUGCAAGAAGUAUUAAGUACUUUAUCUGGAGGAAAAGUUAAUAUAAUUGAGAUAAAGCCUUAUAAAGGCUAUGAAAAUGGUGCUACUAAUUUAAAUGGACAAGAAUCUAGUCAAGAAAAGAGUGAAGUUAUAGCUAUUGUGCGAAUGUCUGGAAACACCGCCAUAAAUGUAGCUAAGCUUCAAGAACAGUUGGCAGAGAAAAAAACGGAAUACAAUACUGGUUCCGGACAAAAUACUGGCUCUAACAUUAAUUCUGGUGCUGGUUCGGGUGGAGUUGGGUCUGGGAAUUCUGGAUCCGGGGCUACUGGAACCGGAAACUCUGGUUCUGGAAUUUUCGGAAGUGGCGAUUCUGGAAGUGGUACUGGACAAAAAGAUCAAACAUCUACUGCUGACGAUGGCGAUGCCGGUCUUUACAAAGCAGAAAGCCGCUUAUUAUUCUGGUUACUAAUAUUGCUGGCGAUAUUAGUAGCUCUUGUUCUAUUAUUACUCAUUUGUUGUUGCAUCUGCGAGGGUUGUCCUCUUUACAUGCCACCAAGGAAAAGAGUGAUACGUGUCAACUCCACAGAAGACGACGUGCAUUUAGUGGUUCGGGACAAACACGAACAUGGGAGAGAAAACAAGUCAACGCAAAAUCUAGAAAACAAAACAGUACAAGGAAAUGAAUGGAGGAGACGAGAAGCGUGGAGCGCGGAAGAAGCAGACUUGAGGACGAAGCCAACGCAGUGGAAAUUUAACAAAAGAAACUACAGGAAAGAACCAAGUAAACCUGCUUCAACUCCUGGAGAUCUGCGGCAAGAUUUUGUACACGCUGCUGCGGAUAAUGAUUAUAAAUAUAAUGAUGGCCGACAAUCCUUCAGAUUACGGGAUGGUCCUAAUGUAAUUUAUACAAAAGAAAUGCAACUACAAGAAGCAUUUGCUAACAAACACAAAGAAUACAUAGAGGAUCUUGAAAACGGUUACGAUAGAAUUGCUACUCUUCAUUAUCACAGACGAGAUCAAGACAACGAUUCCAUACGAAGACAUGAAAUAGAUCGGGGAUCCGACGUUGGCGUCUUCCUCAAAACUGAUAUAGAAAAGAAUAUAAAUGAUAAAGACGGUAGAUCAAAACGAGAUCGCGCUCCAUCUUCCCAAGAAAGAGACCAAUAUUUUAUAAAACAAGGCAAUACUGAAAUACUACGGUUAGUGACAAGGGGUAAAAAUGAAGAAGAACGGUAUGUAAACCUGCCAAUCCAUCAACAAAGACCAGUGACCCUGAUUCCACAAACACAAUAUGUAGUUGUUGAUGGUAAAGAAUUGUUAAUGGAAAGAUUCAUUAGAGAACAAGGAGAAGAAGCAAAAAAUAUAAGAGAGAGAAUGGGCAAAAUAACAGAUUUAGACAACAUGUCACAACAUGGCAAAGACGGAAAGAGCUUGGGUCAAAGAUCACACAUAGGGAGUGAUAUUGUAAAUCAAUUUCAUGAAUACACCAAUGUGCCACCGGACGUUCCUGGCCUCGUUCCAUUGAAAGCAGAUUAUUUGCAAACAGCUUUGCUGGAAAUGCAAAACAAAUCAACUAUCCACCAGGAGCUACUAGAGUCAUCACUUAGGAAGCAAAAUGAAUUAUUACAUCAAAUUCUCAUAGAACGAGAAAGGAUGAUGCAAAAUCAGGAAACAGCAUCUCAAGUUGAAAGUAAGUUAGAAACUCAAAGUUUACCUGGUCAAUCAGUAAUAGCGACUCAAACUGAAUGUCAUAUAGGUACACAAACAGAACCUGAAAUGCUCAAACCAUUAAGACGAAAGGCUAGAAGUGACAACGAUUCCUACAGUGAAGAUGAAAAUGAAAUGAUCGUAGAAGAUAAUUCUAAGAAAGUCGCAUGGGUUAAACGGAAGAAGCCAAAAAAGAAAAUUAAAUACAAAGACCCUAGGCGAAGUUUACGAAUUUAUGAGUUGAAAAGAAAAAUUAAAACCCCAAUCAUCGAAGAGAGUGACGUUUCGCCUUCACUAGAAAGUGAAAAACAUGUUAAAAUUAGUAAAACCAAUGAAAGAGAAGAGCAUAUAAAAAAAUAUGGGGAUAAAACUAAAAGCGUUAUUACAACAUCCAAAAACGAGACAGUGUGUUCAACUCAAAUAAGAAUGCCUGAUGACGAAGAUCGCAAGUCACGACUGCGAAGAGAUGUAUUAAUGGAAAUAUCUGAUUCUUUAGAAGAGAACAUUUUAGAGUCCAGUGACAAAAAACCACGUCUCCGAAGGCAAUCCCCUGUAUGUGCUGAAAAUGCACCUAAACCUCUUGCCAUCGAACAUGAAAAUAUAAGAGAAAGUAAGAGCAGAAGUAGCUCAGCGUCAAGGACGAACAGAAACAUGAUAUUUUCUAGACAAGGUUCAUCUACUGAACAACGGGACCACAUUGAUCAACAGACGAUUCCAGAUAUAAAUCUAUCUCAUACUAAAAAGAACAUUUCAAGUAACACGGAUUCUAGCAAGAAAACUGAUGACGAUGUAAAGAACGGUAAAACUUCUCAGAAGAGUUUACCUAGAUACAUGCAGUGGUAUGGUAAAAAGUCUACUGAACCCACGUCUAAACCUGCUGUCUCGGAAAAGGUUGUCCCAAAUAAACCAAAACGAAUUUCUAAAUCAAAAAACGAACAAGAUCUUAAAACUGAAAAAGAAAGAGGAGGAAGAUAUGGUAGAAUAAUCAACAAAGAUACUCAAGCAGAUUCAGAGGUAAAAAAAAACUUCAAAGGAAAAGAAAGUGAAUUCAUACAUCCUCGUCUUUUAAAAGAAGAAAAGGUAACACCAGUACCAGAAGGACCUCUGCCUGACGUCCAUCCCUUGUUACAACAUUCCGAACAUAGAUACGAACACCAAUAUGAAAACCAAAACCCUCUUUGUUACAUAAAACCGACACACAUUCCCAAGUACUUGGAACAGCCCGACGCUCCGAAAAGACAAUCUAUAGAACAACAACCAGUAUAUGUAAAUCAAGACGAUGUGAAAAAUAAAGAGUCGAAAAGACCAGAAAUUUCAGAGAGUGCAUUAACCCACAGCAUAUCUAUUUCAAGUAAUUAUGAGGAUGACCGUAAAAAUGCACCUGAAGUUCAUGUUUCCAAAAUAAAUAUCGGAGGCGAUAAUGUACCUGACGUGAGUCAUCGAAGUGUGACGACUAAAAUAGACGACAAUGAUUCUGGUAUUGCUAUGAAUACUUUAGUACAACAAACAGGCAACAUCAAACGUUUGCCGAUCACUGAAAAGAAAAGUGUGUUCACUAUAGCAUACGAUGACGUUCAAACGAAACAACUACGACCAGACAGUAGUUCGACUUCAUAUUAAGUAUUAUUUCUAAAGUGAGUGCCUUAACGUAAUGGAAUAUCCUUAUUGAUUUUCAGUCAUCAAAAUUAGUAAGACUUGACAUUCCGUCCAAUAUUUAUAAUCUAAUAAUUAUACGUUCUUUUAAUGAAUUUGUAUAUAAAUACUAAAGUAUAUUUUUUAUUUUUAAGUGAUUCAAUAAGAAAACAAUCAAACUGCCUUUAUUUGACGACUGGUAUAAAUUAAUUUAGUAGCAUUUUUAUUGUACAUAAUAUGUCCAUGUUGAAAUUACGUGUAACUGUAGUGAAUAUUCUAAAGUUUAAAUUAAUUUAGCUUUAAAGACAUACCAAUGUAAAUAUUUUCUUGAUCCCACUAUAAUGCAUACUGAUUUAGUGUGCAAAUUUAUAUUUGUUACAAAAUAUAAAGUUAUAUACUUAUUAUGCAUUGUA
This is a messenger RNA of Hyposmocoma kahamanoa, 6302 nucleotides long. RefSeq names its product cadherin-86C (gene Cad86C). Gene Ontology annotation, cellular component: plasma membrane. The coding region runs from base 358 to 5877 and encodes 1839 amino acids. Gene Ontology annotation, molecular function: calcium ion binding. NCBI's taxonomy places the organism in Eukaryota, Metazoa, Arthropoda, Insecta, Lepidoptera, Cosmopterigidae. The record is from RefSeq and is a predicted model, not a curated record. Gene Ontology annotation, biological process: homophilic cell-cell adhesion. The transcript has 15 exons.